CACCAGGCUCUCUAGCCCGACACCCCGAAGAGGGAGGAAAUAAGAUCCGAAUCGCCCGCCGCUCAGACUGGAUUGAUGUUCCGCCUGCAAGGGGUAUCAACCUGACUGGAACACCAAAUGGAGUCUCUCCUGGUUUAUCUGAUAGUCAUUGGUAUGGCUGUGAAGGCCCACAAAGUUCAGAUCUGCCCCAAACGCUGUGUCUGUCAGAUGCUCAAUCCCAACCUGGCAACUCUAUGCGACAAAAAGGGGCUCCUGUUUGUGCCGCCAAACAUAGACAGGCACACGGUUGAGAUGCGCCUUGGCGAUAACUUUGUAACUGGCAUUAAACGUAAAGACUUUGCUAAUAUGACCAAACUGGUGGACCUGACCCUGUCUCGAAACACUAUCGGCUCCAUCGCCCCCCAUGCCUUCAAAGACCUGGAAAACCUACGUGCCCUUCACCUGGAUAGCAAUCGGUUAACCCGGAUCACCAAUGACACCUUCAGCGGCAUGUCCAAGCUGCACCAUCUCAUCCUCAAUAACAACCAGUUGACCCACAUUCACAUUGGGGCCUUCAAUGACCUGACGGCCCUGGAGGAGCUGGACCUGUCCUACAACAACUUGGAAAGUGCCCCGUGGGUAGCUAUUCAGAGGAUGUCUAACCUCCACACUCUAAACCUGGAUCACAACAUGCUCAGUUACAUCCCUGAGGGCACCUUCUCCGGCCUGCAGAAGCUCAAGAGGCUGGAUGUCACCUCCAACAAGCUCCAGAAGCUUCCACCUGACCCUGUCUUCCAGCGGGCGGGGGUCCUGGCCACAUCAGGGAUAAUGGGCCCCUUGUCAUUUGCACUGAGUUUUGGCGGGAACCCGCUCAGGUGUAACUGUGAGCUGCUGUGGCUGCGGAGGCUGAGGAGGGAGGAUGAUCUGGAGACCUGUGCUUCACCGCAACAUCUGGCCGGACGCUACUUCUGGACAGUUUCAGAGGAAGAGUUCCUGUGUGAGCCCCCCCUUAUUACCAGGCACUCCCAGGAGUUGCGAGCACUGGAGGGUCAGAGAGUGACUCUCCGCUGCAAGGCCAGGGGGGACCCAGAUCCCAUCAUCCACUGGAUUGCUCCCGAUGGACGCCUUAUGUCCAACUCCUCCAGGGCUGUGGUCCACAGUGAUGGAACGCUGGACAUCCUCAUCAGCACCGUCAAGGACUCUGGUUCCUUCACCUGUGUGGCAUCCAACCCUGCUGGCGAGGCCCAGCAGACAAUGGAGCUGGUCAUUGCUAAACUUCCCCAUAUCACCAACAACACUGUCGUAGAACAGGAGCCUGACCCUGGAUCAUCAGAUAUCGCCACUGGGACCAAGACUGGAGAGGAGGCAGGAGGGGUGCCUCUGGGGAACGCAAAGACGAGCCAGGAGAAAAAAGUGGUAAUUGCUGAAGCUACCUCCACCUCGGCCCUGAUCAAGUUCAACUUCCAGAGGAGCAUUCCUGGAAUCCGCAUGUUUCAGAUCCAAUACAAUGGCACCUACGACGAUUCAUUGGUGUAUAGGAUGAUACCCCCGACCAGUAAGCACAUCCUGGUGAACAACCUGGCGGCUGGUAUGCAGUAUGACCUGUGCGUGCUGGCCAUCUACGAUGACCAGGUGACUGCCCUCACUGCCACCAGGGUGGUGGGCUGCGUCCACUUCACCACCGAACCGCAGUACCUGCGCUGCCACUUCAUGCAGUCCCAGUUUCUUGGUGGCACUAUUGUGGUCAUUAUUGGAGGCAUCAUUGUGGCCUCAGUGCUCGCCUUCAUCAUUUUCCUCAUAGUGCGAUACCGGGUUUGCAACCAAGGAGAUGUAGAUAAGGCGCUGGAGAUGGGGGACCUUCGGUCUCUGAGCAGCGAUGGGCAGCCGCAGGGCUGUGGGCUCCCCAAGUCCCUAUCCAAACAAGUCCUGCGACCGGAAAAGAAUGACAAGGACUGCCUUAAAGCUGCCCCGCCACAUCCCGAACCAGGCAGACAGCGACUCUCGGUCGUGGUGGCCACCACCAAGCCCUCCAUCCCCGACUGCACCGUCUCUACCUCCUCUGUCAGCCACAGCUGGCACCCGGCCUCUCCGGGGACUCUGAGGCCCAAACACUCCACCGUGCCGUCCAAGUCCUCCGAGACCUGCCGAGCUGAAGCUCAGGCAGACGUCGAGUUAGACAACAUGAACCGGAAUAACUCUUCCGACAUCACAAUGGCCACCACUGUUGCAGUGGCUGUACCUAACCAGCCCGUCAUGUGGACUGCUGUUCCCCGGGUUACGACAACCCAACCAGGCCCCCACCAUUACAUGACUGUGCCUGCAAGGGGCGUGAGAGUGAACCGCCGGCACUCCCUGAAUGUAGACUCUUAUAAGGAGCGCUGCUAUGUGGCCUACCCGAAACCUGCGGGAAGUUUGCGCUCCAAAAGGAGCCUGUCGAUGAGUGGAGAGCUGCCGCAGCUUGAGAGCACAACGAACAUUCGCAGGGCCAGGGACAAACGCUCCAGGUCUGAGUGGCUUCUGGAGAGCACUUUAUGA
This is a messenger RNA of Lampris incognitus (smalleye Pacific opah), 2514 nucleotides long. It is a transcript of the gene lrfn5b, whose product is annotated as leucine rich repeat and fibronectin type III domain containing 5b. The transcript is spliced from 6 exons. The record is from RefSeq and is a predicted model, not a curated record. Lineage: Eukaryota; Metazoa; Chordata; Actinopteri; Lampriformes; Lampridae. Gene Ontology annotation, molecular function: protein binding. Bases 118 to 2514 code for a protein of 798 amino acids.